Molecule: messenger RNA, 774 nt
Organism: Diaporthe citri
Lineage: Eukaryota; Fungi; Ascomycota; Sordariomycetes; Diaporthales; Diaporthaceae
Exons: 1
Coding region: 1-774 (257 amino acids)
Source: RefSeq, a predicted model, not a curated record
AUGCCCGCGUAUUACGGUGAUGAUCAUGACCCCCGGCCGCGCGCCACUGCGGCCCCUUCCCCAGACUACUACUACUCAGGCGGGGCCCCGGGGCCCUACGCUUCUGGCGCCAUUCCCGUGCCGCCCAACGCCCGGCUGCCGUACCAGCCGCACUCGUCGCCUCUCUAUCCAUACGCAACCCCUAAUGCUUCCGUCCCGAGCCUCCACCCUGACGCCCGCCAAGCCUCGCCCCGCCGUCGCCGUCCUCGAUCGCUCCCGCCUCCAGCGCGACGCAAGAGCCGCCGCAGUGCCGAGGACCACUCGCCCGCCGGACCCGACGACGGCCCACGCAGCCCCAUCCAAGACGCCCGCCACCUGAUCAACAACACAUUCUCCAACUCAAACUCGGGCCUGGGCAUCGGCGUGCUCGGCGCUCUCGCCGGCGGCCUCAUUGCCCACGAGGCAACUGGCGCCAGCGGCACAAAGUCCAGGGCGCGGAGCCACGGCCGUCGCGGCGCCGACCACAGGUCGCCGCUGCUCCCCACCCUUGUUGGCGCGGCCGUGGCCGGGCUGGCCGCGAACGCCUUCGAGAAGAGGAUGGAGGUCGCCAAGGUCAGAAACGCGGAGAAGCAGGAGGCAUGGGAAAGGAAAUGGGGGCCGUGUUCCAGGGCAGACGUUCGCGACGGCCCCGAAGAAGACAGGGGCCGCCGGAGGGGCCGCCGGAGGUCCAGCGGGAUAUACUAUGAUGACCACGGGCCCGAUGGUGGCGACUUCUACGGCAGAUCCGCACGAUGA